Molecule: messenger RNA, 1389 nt
Organism: Mercenaria mercenaria
Lineage: Eukaryota; Metazoa; Mollusca; Bivalvia; Venerida; Veneridae
Product: CD302 antigen-like
Exons: 6
Coding region: 109-1038 (309 amino acids)
Molecular function (GO): signaling receptor activity
Source: RefSeq, a predicted model, not a curated record
UACAUAGAUACGUUUUGCACUAAGUUCACAAUAGUCUUUUUUUUCUGUAUAGAUAAUAUGGCUCGUUUGCAGUUACAAUAUGAAUAAAGUAAGAGUUGGUUAAUCGGCAUGGAUUAUUCCCUAGCAUGGGUUAUUGUGACAGUGUUUUUCACACAAGCAUCAGAAUUUUGUCCGCCGAAAUGGGUUUGGUCUGGUCAAUUUAACGCUUGCUAUAAAGUCUUCAUGACGCCUAAAGACUGGGAAGACGCCAGAAACUUUUGUGAAAAACGGAAUGCAAAACUUACUGACCUAUACGACUAUGAAGAACAAAUGUUUAUAAAAGACACGUUGCUCGAGGCGGUCAGUGGACACGGUGUUUGGGUUGGGGCCACGGAUGAUGAUGAGGAAGAUGACUGGAGAUGGGUGGACAAUACUAAAGUAGACAUAGACAGGUACAGCUGGUGGCAAGGAAAUCCAAACAAUGGUGAUGUUCCACCAUUUAUUGAUUUGGUCAUACCCGGAGAAGACUGUUUAGAGAUAAGCCUCAAAACAAGAUACCGGGGUCAGCUGAAUGACUACAAUUGUGAGAAAAAGAUGGCAUUUAUAUGUAAAAAGAAAGAUAUUUCCACAACUAGUUCAACACUGGAAACGACAGGUAUUGUGACGGAGAAAGAUUUGUCUAAAGAAGCGACAGAUGAAUCUAUGACACCGAUAGUACCAGCCCUUGUAUCAGUGUUCCUCAUAGCUGUAAUAGCGUCGGUAGCUGGUAUUGUGAUCUUCUUAAGGCGUUACCGGAAACAGAAAUCUACAAGAAACUAUUACGAAGACGCCCACGUCACACCAUCAGCUAAUGAAAAUUUUUACACAUGUCUUGAUACUUCUGAUCACUUGUCAAUAUGUAAAAAUGACAGUGCCCGUGUAGAUUUAAGCGACCAAAGUAGUAUUCAUGAAUACCAUAGCGUGCACUUUUCAACAUACGAGUCAGUCAAUGGCAAUAAAACUAAAGUGGAUGUUGCAGGAACAGAUUAUUUAAAACCUUCAACACCCAGAAGAUAUUAAAAUCGUGCACUGUGUGUCAGUGUGUUGACAAUGGACUGUUGGCUAGAAAAAGGAAAUUGAUGAGCAGAAUAGUCCUAACACUUACUAGUCUUAGUAACAAUUCAAGGCUGUGCACAUUACAAUCUGUUUUCCAGGCUAACUGUAAGACAAUGGUGAAGCAUGCUUUGGUCUGUAUCUUUAACAUAUCAAAAUAUACCUAUACCAAAUUUACUCGAGUGUCAUAUCGCUUGUCACUUUGUAGUCGAUGAUAAAUACUAAUAUGCUUGCCUCUGUUAAAACACACUAACGCUAGAAUGUAUUUUAUACACCUUUAACAUGAUUAAGAAAACUUCACAAAACCUGUAAAAAUGU